Saprolegnia diclina VS20 is the source of this 3241-nucleotide messenger RNA. RefSeq lists its product as hypothetical. The transcript has 13 exons. Gene Ontology annotation, molecular function: protein binding. NCBI's taxonomy places the organism in Eukaryota, Oomycota, Saprolegniomycetes, Saprolegniales, Saprolegniaceae. Bases 11 to 3241 code for a protein of 1076 amino acids. The record is from RefSeq and is a predicted model, not a curated record.
CAAGCGCAGCAUGGAGUUCUUCGCAGCCUCGCCCGAGGUGGAUGCCACCGCGCUCUUCAAGGACGCCAUCGUCGUCGCGCCUGCCAUUUCGUUUGCCAACAUGGGCCAACUGGUCGUCGACGUCCUUGUCAACUCGGCGCUUGGGCAAGAGAUGAACAUGACGCGCGUCGGCUACUUGUUCUCGAAGCGCGUGGCGCCGAUGGCCGGCGCGGCGGCGUUUGCUACCCAGGCGGCCGGAGACCUCUGCCUCAACAUGGAGGUCUACCUGUUGUCGUACCCAUUGCCCGGCUCGUCGGCAGUACAAAAAGUUGCCUUUGUGCAGCAGCGCACGUCGGUGCUUCCCGGCCAAAGCGCUGCGUUUGUCCGCGAGUUUGUUGCGUGGUCCAAGCACGUGCAGGCAGCGUCUGUUCUUUUGCUUGCUGGCGCCGACAACAUGCUCUGCCACGACCGCGACAUGCACGUGCACCGCAUCAAGUGGGCGGGCGCCAGCACCAACGGUCCUCUCUUCAACGAUGCGUUCUUGGCCAUGAUCCCGCGCCUGCCGCUGGUCGACGGCGACGCGACGGUGUGGGACGCAACGCGCGGCGCGGGCCUCGCGCCGGCCAUGGACCGCGAAGCCGCCUCGCAAAAGCUGACGUUUCUGUCGUUUGUGCUGUUCUGUGCCGAGGGCAACAACGUGCCGGACGCCGUGUACCUCUCGAGCUGCGUCGCGCAGUACCUGCAGCUGCCGCCAACCUCGUUCAAGCUCCAGCUGCCGCCGUCGUGGAGCCAUUUGUUUGGUCGGGACCCGUCCGUCUCGCUCUUCUUUCGGUCUACACACCGCGUCGUUGUCUCGACGGCGCCGGCACCGAUCGAGCAGCUCGUGGCGAACGAGGCAACGUACACGCUCCCUCCGAUGGCGCCACUGCUGUGGAAGGAGCGCUUUGCUCUAGGCUACGCAGGUACAAAGCGCGUGCAUGCGCUGCGCACCAAUACGCCAAUCGUGGACGAGCUCACGUUUUCGAGCCGCGACGGUCUCUCCCGCCAGCAGCGUCCGCUGGUGCUCGCCCUUGGCGCGGCGUACUGCUCGACGAUCACAUCGAUCGUCAUGCCAAAGUGUGGCCUCGACAGUGCGACAGCGCUCGCCUUGUUCCGCGUCCUGACAACGAGCCACUCGAUCACGUCACUCGAUGUAUCGGACAACAGCCUUUGCGACGACGACAUGCCUGCGCUCUGCGUAGCGCUGCGCACCAACACGUCGCUGACGCGGCUCGUACUCACGCGCAAUGGCAUCUCGGCGCGGAGUUUCCAGUGCCUCGCGUUUGCCCUGCAAGAAAACAUCGAUGGCAGCCUCCUCUCGCUCGACUUGAGCUACAACCCGCUAUUAGCCGCGAGUUCGCAGCUGCUCGCUGACUGUCUCAGCGUCAACGAGACGCUCACGAGUCUCAACGUCGCGGCCACGCACGUCGUUGAACCCAUCGUGCUCUCGGGUCUGUGGCGAAACUACACGCUCCACGAGCUCCAGCUUCAGCAGCUCGACAGCCCGGUGCCCCGUGCAGCGACCGAUGAGAACGGCCGGCUCGCGCAAGACCAUUUGAAUAUCACGCACGCCCCCGAAGUCAUCGAAGGGCUACGGCGCGCCACGUCGGGCUUGGCACACUGCAAUCUUACGGGCGUGCUGCUGCCGAUUCAGACCAUCAAGAGCUCCCGCUGGAUCCACUUGCCAGCGGCAGCGCUCAACGAACUCGACGGACGCGUCAUUGCGGGCUUGCUGUCCCAAAAUCUUGCACUGCUCGAGCUCGAUCUGGCGUCCAACCACUUGGGCGCCGAGUCGGUGGCUGCGAUCAUGGUCGCCAUGAAGGCAUGCCCGACACUCCGCACGGUCGACUUGUCGGACAACGGCGUUGGCGCCUACAUUGGCGAGGCCCUGGGGCAGAGUCUCACGACCAACACGACCGUGGGGACGGUCAAGGUUGCCGACUUGAUCCAUGACGUUCAGCAGCUACGCGGCAACAGCGACGAGGUGGAGGAGCUCACCAUUACAAAAGAGAUGCUCGCCGAUCCAUUGGAUUUUUGGGUUGUCACAAUGCUCUUGGGCGUAAACCGACGCACUUUGAUCUUCAACGAGCUCCAGAUUCCGGCGCUGGAAGACCAUAUCGACUACUGCCAUACGCACCUCGCCGAUUACGAAGCGUCCUUUCUUGCGGUGCGCAUUCGGCAUCACUCGCACCUGCAAGUGCUGCAGCUCAACUGCUGCAGCUUGACGUCCUAUGCUGGUCUCGUACUGGCCGACGCGCUUCGAAACCAUACCGUGCUUCAACACGUGUCGCUGGAGAACAACGCGCUCGGACCCAUUGGUGGCCGCGCGAUCACCGAGUGCCUCGAGCACAACCAUUGUCUCACACAUUUGAAUUUGAGCUGGAACCAACUCAACAACGACGGUGUGCUCCCACUGCGCGUCUCGCUGGCUGCCAACCGGGCGCUGCGACGCCUCGAUCUCCGCGGCAACGGCAUCAGCACGAUCGGUGUCGUGGCCAUUGGCACCGGCAUCGCGACCAAUGCGUGCUUGGAAGAGCUCUACUUGCGCUGGAAUGACGUGGCACCGCGCGGCGCGACGAGCCUCGCCACCGCGCUCACGCGCAACAAGAACCUCCGCGUCCUCGACAUUGAGCAGCAGCACAUGGAAGUCGACGGCGCCGUCGCAUUUGCGACCAUGCUUCGCAGCAACAAGGCGCUCACGGCGCUCAAUAUGCGAAGUGACCUCGUGCUGCACCCGACGACAACCCUCACAACGGACGGCGCGACGGCGCUCGCGAUGGCACUGCGUGAAAACACCACGCUCAAGGAGCUCAACUUGGCCGAGAACCGGUUGACAGUCGAAGGCUGCGAAGUGCUCAUUGGCGGUGUCGCCAAUCUGCGCCUGCAAAAGCUCGAUCUCUCGUACGCAGAGCUGGCGGGCGAGCUCGCGGUAACCUUCUUUGCGCAGCUCGCCCGCAACUCUUGCAUGGAGGAACUCAAUGUAGAGCACAACAACAUUGGGCCCGAUGGCUUCAAGGCGUGCUUGCGAGCGCUCUGCGUGAAUCGUACGUUGCGCGACCUCAACAUUGGCUACUGCCACGUCACGGAAGAGGGCAUGGUGCUCGUCGAGAAGCAGGCGCGGCUCUUCGCCCUGCUUCGGCUUCGGCUCGUCGGCAACCGCGUGACGCCAGGUACCAAAGCGCGACUACAGGCGCUGCGCGUCGGUGUCGUGCUCGAUAUUUAA